UCUUUCUCUACGAAACUAGAGAUAAUAUUCCACCAUGAAAAUAUAAGAAUAAAAGUUUCUCAAAGGUACAUACCAACCAACUUUGACCUUUCCUGGUUGUCUCUCUCCCCUUCUCUUGGAAUCAUCGUUUCAACUGUAAUUUCUCCAGGUUUCUUAGUGAUUGUCUCUUCCUUACAAUCUCAUCCCACUUUGUACUAGGCGAUUUAUACGAUGACCUCCUACAGCAAAGUCCAUGUUGAUCAGUAAACGUUUGUUGAGAGCAUUAAUGUUUCCGUGAAUUGAGAUAUACAGGUUUCAUCAAUGGAGGACAACAACAACAUAGGAGAUUCAUGUUCGUAUUGGUCAUGACAAUUUUAAGCUGACUGUGAAGCUACCUAACGCAACCCCUCCUCCUUCAACAGGGCUUGAAACAGACUGUGUAAAGAAACAAACACAGGCGGAGUUCGAGAAAUUGCAGGAAGAGGCAUUUUACUAAUUGUGGCAUGGACGGUAUAUAUUUAUUCUGAGUUAUGGAUAAAGAGAACAGAAAAUCAAGAACAAGGAGGUUUCGGAGGUGGUUUAGGAGGAAGCACAAGAAAGCUGAUCCAUUUCAACUGAGUGAAGUUUCAGAUGAGGGUGAAGAUGACGGUGAUGACAGCAUGGACGGUCAUUUCUUUCCGUCCAUGGAGAUGGAUCCAUGCAUUUUAACCAAUGAACUAAGAGUAUUUGUGGGUACUUGGAAUGUCGCGGGAAGAUCACCCAUUGGGAGUUUGGCUGUAGAUUUAGACGAGUGGCUUAAUCUUAAAGAUGCUGCUGACAUUUAUGUUCUUGGAUUUCAAGAGAUUGUCCCUUUGAAGCCUAUAAAUGUCGUCGGAGCAGAAGAUCCGACGGAGGCAACAAACUGGAACCAGCUUAUUGGGAAAACUCUGAACAACAAAUAUGGGUGCCCUUGGUUAACACCCAUGUUAAAUCCAAUCACAAGUGAUGACUAUCAUUAUGUAGGAGCUGCUGACCCUAAAAGAAGAUUUAGUAUGAGCAGCGGACCUGCUGCGACUCCAGCGAGAGGUAGGCCAAGCAUUCAAUACGAAGAGCCAAGUCGGAGCAGUGCGUACAAGCUCAUGGCAAGUAAGAAGAUGGUUGGAGUGUUCAUAAGCGUGUGGAUGAAGAGGGAAUUGCUCAGGAGGUACAGCGUAUCAAGUGUGAAAGUUUGUUCAGUGGCUUGUGGGAUAAUGGGUUAUUUGGGAAACAAAGGUUCAGUUUCGGUUAGUAUGUCUAUUGAAGGAACUAGUUUUUGCUUCAUUGCUGCCCACUUAGCUUCUGGUGAGAAGAAAGGCGAUGAGGUGCGAAGAAAUCACCAAGUUUCAGAGAUUUUUAAGCGGACUUCUUUCCCUCGACACCCUCGAGAUGGUUUUAAUCCUCAUCCCCUCACCAUCCUAGGACAUGAUCAGAUAUUCUGGUUCGGGGAUCUCAACUAUAGGUUAUAUUUGGAAGACAACUUAGCGAGGCAGCUGAUAAAGCAGAAAAACUGGAAAGCACUGAAAGAGUUUGAUCAGCUCCGAAAGGAACUAGAAGAUGGUGGGGUAUUCCAAGGCUGGAGAGAGGGAGACAUAGAAUUUGCACCGACCUACAAGUACUCUUCAACGAAUUGCAAUCGCUAUUCGGGUGGUCUUCAUAGCAGAACAGGAGAGAAACAAAGAACUCCAGCAUGGUGUGACCGGAUUCUGUGGUACGGAAAAGGAGUGAAGCAACUUUCCUAUUUCCGUAGUGAGAGUAAGUUCUCCGAUCAUAGGCCUGUCUCUGCCCUUUUCGCCAUACAAAUUGAAGUCCUGAAGCCUACCAAUCAAACAAUUGUCGCACUCCAACCGAUUGUUCCACUCCAACCGAUUGUUCCUACCAUAACUCCAAAUCAAACUGAACAGGACAAGGUUGAUGAAGAGACCACAUCUACAUUAUUAUCAUUGAUUGUAAAGGACAGAAAAGCAUCGCCAAGGAACAAGCAACAAAAGUUAAUCGAAUAGACGAUGAUAUCACUUGUAUUGGUGCAGGCUAGAUUUGUGGUAUAUAUUUUUCGCAAUCUUCUUCCUUUCUCUUCUCUAUGUUUUCCACCCCUAUACCAUUUUUCCUUACAACUUAGUGACAUAUGUAGAUUACAGUGGGAAAGUAAAGUUGGUAAUAAAGCAAAUGAAAUUAACAUUUUUUAA
Cornus florida is the source of this 2180-nucleotide messenger RNA. RefSeq names its product type IV inositol polyphosphate 5-phosphatase 6-like. Gene Ontology annotation, biological process: phosphatidylinositol dephosphorylation. The record is from RefSeq and is a predicted model, not a curated record. Gene Ontology annotation, molecular function: phosphatidylinositol-4,5-bisphosphate 5-phosphatase activity; phosphatidylinositol-3,4,5-trisphosphate 5-phosphatase activity; inositol-polyphosphate 5-phosphatase activity. Bases 510 to 1997 code for a protein of 495 amino acids. The transcript is spliced from 7 exons. NCBI's taxonomy places the organism in Eukaryota, Viridiplantae, Streptophyta, Magnoliopsida, Cornales, Cornaceae.